Messenger RNA from Racocetra persica, 927 nucleotides. The record is from the annotation of a GenBank genome assembly. Lineage: Eukaryota; Fungi; Glomeromycota; Glomeromycetes; Diversisporales; Gigasporaceae.
GCUUAUUUUCAGCCCUUCUUUUGAAAAAAGCCGGUAUCGAUGAUAUCACUAUUCUUGAAUAUCAAGAUCGUGUUGGUGGACGUAUCCAUACUCAUUACUUUACCGACAAUCCUAAUGAUGAUAGACGUUUAUAUGCAGAACUUGGUGCAAUGCGAUUACCUUUUGUUCAAGAUCGGCCAGAUCUUAGUCCACAUCAACUUACCUUUGAUACAAUUGAUUAUAUGAAUGAAUAUAAUAAGAAGGAUGAUCCAGAUAGAGAAAUCAAACUCAUUCCUUUUAUUUUUAGUAAUCCAAAUGCUUUGUAUUACUUCAACAAUAAAAAAACCCCAUCUGGUGAAAUUAUGACCAGCAAUUACUCCGAAAGUGCUGACGCAAAACAACUAGGAUUACCUGAUGAUAUUCCAUAUAAUUAUCGUGAUCUUUGGAUUGAUGCAUUACAACCUUUCUAUGAUGAAUUGGAUUCAAAUUUCACAAAUGGUCUUAUUAAUUUAAAACGUUACGAUAGCUAUACUCCUUAUUCUUAUUUAAAAGAAAUUUAUCUUCCCAAAGUUUUACCAGACAAAUCUGCUGACUAUGAUAAAAUUAUUAGUGCUAUUGAAUUACAAGAAGCAGGAACGGGUGAAUAUCACUUAUUUAGUCUUCCUGCUGUUGUCACUGAGAUGUAUAACUUUAUCAACCCUAAAUAUGAGAUAAGUUGGAGGACCAUUGAUAAAGGAUUGCAACGGCUUCCUAAUUCUUUCUUGCCAAUGAUCAAAAAGGAAAAUAUUAAUCUGACAUAUAAUAGUGAAGUUUAUAAGUUGGAAAAAACACAUGAUGAUAAAGUUGAAGUAUAUUGGAAAAAUCACGGAAGAAAAGCCUCCCAAGUUUUUGAUCGAGUAAUUGUCACUGUUCCAUUAGGUCUUGUCCGUCAUUGGGAUUUACCAUCAA